UCUAUAGUUCGUUACUAGAGAAGUUUCUCUGAACGUGUAGAGCACCCGAACCCACGAGGAGGAGAUGCAGUGUUCUCUCCUGAGCGUGAAGUUGGCUCUUGGUGCUGUGUUUGCAGCUGCCUUUAGCCGUUGAUGAUCGUUCUUCUCUUCAUUUUGGAGAGAGUUUAUGUCGAUGCAGUUAACUCUCUGGGCCAGACGUCGCUUUUCACUGCAGCAUUAUUAGGUCUUACAAAAUUAGUUGAUGUCCUGGUGGAUUAUGGAUCAGAUCCAAAUCACCGCUGCUUUGAUGGGAGCACGCCUAUCCAUGCAGCAGCGUUUUCAGGCAAUCAGUGGAUCCUCAGCAAACUGCUGGAUGCAGGGGGUGAUCUGCGACUCCACGAUGAGAAGGGUCAGAACCCGCAGACCUGGGCCCUGACAGCAGAGAGGGAACGCGGCACCGCAAUGGUGGAGUUCAUGCAGCGCUGUGCCGCGCACAUGCAGGCCAUCAUCCAGGGCUUCUCCUAUGACCUCCUGAAGAAGAUUGACUCCCCUCAGCGGCUCAUCUGUGGCCUGCCCCGGUUUGGGGGCCUCAUGCAGGGAAGCCCUAAUGGCUCUCCUAACCGACUGCUUAAAGCUGGAGUCAUUUCUGCCCAAAAUAUCUACAGCUUUGGCUUUGGAAAGUUUUAUCUCAUAGGAGGCACGCAGCUGGCUUAUCUAGGAUCUCUUCCAGUAAUUGGAGAAAAGGAAGUGAUUCAAGCUGACGAUGAGCCCACCUUCUCUUUCUUCAGUGGCCCCUACAUGGUCAUGACCAACCUGCUGUGGAACGGGAGCAGGGUCACCGUGAAGGAGCUGCACCUUCCCACCCACCCGCACUGCCGCAGGCUGCGGCUGGCUGACUUGUUAAUUGCUGAGCAAGAGCACAGCAGCAAGUUGCGGCACCCUCACCUGCUACAGCUGAUGGCCGUGUGCCUGUCCCAGGGCCUGCAGAAGACCCGCCUCGUGUACGAGCGCGUCGCCGUCGGCACGCUGUUCGCUGUCCUCCAUGAACGGCGCGCCCAGUUCCCCGUGCUGCGCAUGGAGACGAUCGUGCACCUGCUACUCCAGACCUCUGACGCCCUGAGAUACCUGCAUUCUCGGGGCUUUAUCCACCGUUCCCUCAGCUCCUACGCCAUCCACAUCGUCUCCACAGGGGAAGCGAGGCUGACCAACCUGGAGUACAUGAUGGAAAGCCGGGAUGGAGGUGUACACAAGGACCUGACUGGAGUAUCCCUCCCCACCCAGCUGUACAAUUGGGCCGCCCCGGAGGUGAUCUUACAGAAGGCAGCCACAGUGAAGUCAGACAUCUACAGCUUUUCUGUGAUCAUACAGGAGAUUUUAACAGACAGCAUACCCUGGGAUGACUUAGAUGGCUCAGUUAUUAAAGAAACCAUAGUCUUGGGAAAUUAUUUAGAAGCUGAUGUCAGGCUUCCGAAACCUUACUAUGACAUCGUUAAGUCAGGCAUCCAGGUCAACCAGAAAGACCGAACUAUGAACCUUCAAGAUAUCCAGUAUAUCCUGAAAAAUGACUUAAAGGAUUUUAUUGGAGCCCAGAGAACUCAGCCAACUGUGAGUCCCAGGGUGCAGAGAUAUGAACUCCAUCCUGAUGUCAAUGUCUGUUUAGGAGUGACUUCAGAACAUCCAUUGCAAAUAAAAGAGCUGAAGGAAACAGCAGGUGGUCAGCUUCAUUCACCAAGGCGUCACUCCACUCCCACCGAGAAAGCAACACCAGAGCCUCCGGUCCCAGACCCAAGUCUGGAGGCCCAGGAGACACAGAACCAAGAUGCUGCUUCUCAGGCAAGCCUCUGCAGCUUCGAAGUCAACGAAAUCUACUCAGGCUGCCUGGACAUGGGCGAUGACAAAGAGGAAGAGCCCCCAGGAACUGGUUCAUCUCUUGAGGGGGCCAGACAAAACCAGGUAGAAGAGCUGAAGUCCCUGGAAGAAGAGUCGGAAGAGAUGGAGAGAGAGGCGUUGUGCUGGUUUUGCCACGAGGACAACAGCUCUUCAGAAGCUGACACGGAGCUCUCCUUCGAGGACUGGGGCUGGCAGAAUAGUUCACGUAGCUCACCCAGCCUGCCUGAGCCAGCCAGAGGAGCCAAGGGCAACGUGAGCAACAGGUCCCUGACCGAGCAGUACAUCAGUAAGUGUGUGCUGAAUCUAAAGAUUUCACAGACCUUUCUGCACCAGAAUGCCAAUAUGCUGAGGAAUAUUCAACAGAAAAUAGAUAAGCUUGAGAUGAUACAGAAGGAGCAGGAGGGCUGGUUUCUGUGGGCUUCCUCAAGAGAGUUUGCAAGCCGCUAUGACUCACAUUCAACCGUGGGCCCCCCAUCUUCAAGCUAUAUGCCUCCUGCCAUGCAGCUGCCAGGAGACCUACAGCCGGACACUGAGGGCAACUGCCCGACCCUAGCAAAGUCUCCAAGAGCAAUGAGAGACUUCCAAGGAGGACAUUUUGGCAAAAGGUCCAAGAAAAGAAGCAGCUGUGGCUGGACACCUUUCACCCCUUUCCCCCAAGUCCCUGAAGAAAGCACUAGGGAUCCGUCGGAGAAGGGCCAACAGCUGCCAUCUCCAUGUGGUCCUGGAACACAGAGCAGAGGUGAACAGUUUCAGCCCACUCACGGAGCCAAGGACAGUGUGGAAAGAAACAGGAACCAAAAUACCAGCAGCCAGGGAAGGCCUAGAGAGUCCAGUGCCCGAACCAGAACGACACAGCUCAGUGGUGCACUCCUCACCGUGCCAGGCCGCCCACAGGGACCACUCACGUCAUCCAGCCCUGGCCGAGGCUCUUCCAGGAUCAGUAUGGAAUCUGUGUCUUCUAAAAUCUAUAACACAAAGUCAAGAAAUAAUGAAGAUGCUGGAGAGAUACACUUAAAAUGGAAAACGGAGGUGAAAGAAAUGGCAGAGAAAGCAGUUACUGGGCAGCUGGCAGGACCUCCUUGGCAUCCUCAGAGUAGUGUGACUUUAGAAAACGAGGCUGAAAACAGGCCUGAUCCCCUGCUGCAGCCCCCCAUCAGGGUCCCUGUGCACGUGGAUUGGGGGCAAGCUGUAGAGCAUCCCAAGAAAAAUGAUGAGCCAGGAGGAAAUACCAAGUGUGACAAAACAGACAGCAGUGACCGCGACGGUGACCAGCGUGGUAGACAGCCAGGGCCUCGAAGCUUCAGCGGUAUCAGGCACCUGCCCCCCAGAAAAAAUGAGCAGCCAGAGCAUAGUGAAGUCUUUGAAGAAAAUUCUGAUGUACCUGUGGUUGUUGAGAAGUCUUACAACGAUCAGUCCGUGCAAUCAACUUGUUCACCAGAGUCUUCUGAAGACAUAACAGGUGAAUUUUUAACUCCAGACCACGAAUAUUUUUACUCCUCAACUGCUCAAGGAGACUUGCCUCUUGAGACCUCAAGUCCCACUGAAGAAGACCUUGAAGGAAUACAACAUGCUUGUGCCCAACCUCAAGCCUCUGGUGAAGAAAAGUUCCAAAUGAGAAAAAACCUUGGAAAGAAUGCUGAAAUUUUGACCAGGUCUCAAUUCCAACCUAUACGAAGUACUGAAGACGAACAAGAGGAGACAUUAAAGGAGUCACCAAAGGAAAUGAAAGAGAAAGACACGUCAUUGACAGACAUUCAAGACCUGUCUAGUAUCUCCUGUGAACAAGACGGUUCUUCUAAGGAAGUCUCAUGCAAAACACCCAAAAUAAACCACGCACCUACUAGUGUCAGCACUCCGCUCAGCCCAGGGUCAAUUUCUUCAGCUGCUAGUCAGUAUAAGAACUGUCUUGAAAGUAUCACAUUUCAGGUUAAAACAGGGUCUACCUCAUUCUGGAACAGUCAAGAAUCUAUUCAAACUUCGUCUGAUAAAUUUACAACUGUCCGAGAGAACGCAGAGAGCCUAGAUUCCCUUCUUACUUCCUCUGAAACUCUUCCUUCAAGACUGACUAAUCUCAAAAGAUUGCCUACAUUUACUGGGGCUGGUUCCUCCAGCAUUGCUAAGACACCUGACACAUCAUCCCCUGCCACUCAGAGGAGGAGCCUGCCAAAAGAACUAGUAGAAACCAUCUCGCAACAUCACAUUGAUGAGCUACCACCACCAUCUCAGGAGCUGCUUGACGAAAUUGAGCACCUGAAGCAGCAGCAGGCCUCCUGCACAGCGUCGGGUGGGAGCACAGAAGGCCACCUGGGCGUCGCUGCCAGGGAUCAAAGGCAUUUAGAAGAACAAGAAACUAACAGUAAUAAAGAAGACAGCAGUAUGCUUUGGACCAAAGAAACUCAGGAUCUAGAAGAGGAUACAGAGAGAGCUCACUCUACGCUUGAUGAGGACCUGGAAAGAUGGCUGCAGCCACCUGAGGACAGCACGGAGCCACAGGGUCUCCCCAAGUGCUCGGCAAGGGAGACAAAUACCAAAGAUCAAGAAGUUGGUGAAAAGAAGAGAAAAGGGGAAGAAAGCAUCACGCCAGAGAGAAGGAAAUCAGAGAGCUUUUUAGGGACUUUGGAAGAAGAGGAACUAAAACCCUGUUUUUGGAAGCAACUGGGUUGGUCCGGACCAUCCAGAAACAUCACACCAACUCGAAACUCCUUUUUGUUCAGGAUAAUCGUGCUGGAUCAGAGUGACUUGUCAGACUGACCGGAAGUGGACCAUAGAGGGACUCCUGGCCUGCGUUUGAGUGUCCUGCUCGUGAGCUCCCUUCUUCCCUCGUCUGCUUCAGUCACCAUUAGGGCAGUGGUUCCAUUGCUCACACUUUGUUUAGCCACCACAAUAGACAGAACGACUUGUUUGUUUGCAGCACAUUUAACCAUUUGUUUUCAGUCAGAUUUCUGAAAAGUAAACGGUAGUUUUGAUUGUAAAGCUUUCUCAUUGUGCCCAGAAUGGCGUUUGGUUUUUUAAUAUAAAUUUUCAAACACU
This is a messenger RNA of Mesoplodon densirostris (Blainville's beaked whale), 4899 nucleotides long. It is a transcript of the gene TEX14, whose product is annotated as testis expressed 14, intercellular bridge forming factor. Bases 133 to 4620 code for a protein of 1495 amino acids. Gene Ontology annotation, biological process: mitotic sister chromatid separation; male meiotic nuclear division; mitotic spindle assembly checkpoint signaling. NCBI's taxonomy places the organism in Eukaryota, Metazoa, Chordata, Mammalia, Artiodactyla, Ziphiidae. Gene Ontology annotation, cellular component: kinetochore; midbody; intercellular bridge. The record is from RefSeq and is a predicted model, not a curated record. The transcript has 32 exons. Gene Ontology annotation, molecular function: protein binding; protein kinase activity; ATP binding.